UAACAUACACCAAAAAGAACAGAGUCGAAAUUUCAUAACUUGUACCACGGUAACUCUACAAGUGAAAAUCCUGCAAAAUGGAUGCAAAAUCUAGGAUUGCACCUAGCGAUAAGAGGUUAGAAAAAGAAUCAAAGGAGUAUAAAAAGAGAGGCAAAGUUAAGGAAGAGUUUUUAUAUCUUUUUCCAUCAUUAGAGGACCUUGAUGAUGAGUACAGACCAAAAGAAUAUGUGUGGCAUGAUCCAGGGCACCGAUUUGAAGAGAGUAUGAAGUUAUCAACGACUGAAAGAGUGAAGAGAAAGGGAUUGUUGAAUCCAGUCUUAUCUCUUGCUGUUGCAGGAUUACUUGGUUUAACCGGUGCCAUUGUAUACAACCUUUAUCGUGGAAGACUAGAAGUGGCAGAGAAAAUUAGAAAUUAUAGUAUGCAUACACAGGUUCUCAUAGUAGCAGCUCUUGUCUUUGGGCCAGGAACUAGUCUCUUUGUAAAGGAUACAGAUGGUCAAUGGAGAAGACGAACUGUUGUUUCUCCUUACAUGGAGAAAGGAGAAUAUGAAAAAAUGAAAAAUGAAGAGAUUGACAAAGCAGACAAUGGACUUGUUUUCAGUGAUGAUGGCUUAAAAAAGUGAUAGAAGGAUAUUUGCAGUAAAUGACAGCUUUUUAAAAAAAUUGAUAAUAUGCUAACAGUUAAUUGUUUGCUUUGAUUAUUAGUCUCAGUUUGGAUUAUAUUUCAUGACCAUAUUGCAGUGUGAGUCAUAUUAAUUUUGAGUAAUAUUUUUUAUGAAUAGACAUAAUGCAGGUCUACAUAAGAACUUAAAUGUGUCUUCUUCAGCUUCUCUUAAUUACACUUAAAAUUGUUUGUUGGAAAUGCCAGGUGCCUUGGAUUUUUUUAAAGAGAAAUCAACCCUGUAUGUGUCUUGAAAAAAAAUUAACUUGAAUGUCUUCACAAGGGGGAUUAGCUCCAAACUGUCAUGUACUUUGAGUAGGUAGAUAAUUUUGGAAUUUUAUCUCUUUUACACACAGUACAAUUAAAUUGACACUUGCACAGAGUGA
Messenger RNA from Lingula anatina, 1047 nucleotides. RefSeq lists its product as uncharacterized. The record is from RefSeq and is a predicted model, not a curated record. Lineage: Eukaryota; Metazoa; Brachiopoda; Lingulata; Lingulida; Lingulidae.